This is a messenger RNA of Nerophis ophidion (straightnose pipefish), 3560 nucleotides long. RefSeq names its product polyhomeotic homolog 2b (Drosophila) (gene phc2b). Gene Ontology annotation, molecular function: zinc ion binding; protein binding. The record is from RefSeq and is a predicted model, not a curated record. Gene Ontology annotation, cellular component: PRC1 complex; nucleus. NCBI's taxonomy places the organism in Eukaryota, Metazoa, Chordata, Actinopteri, Syngnathiformes, Syngnathidae. The coding region runs from base 204 to 2933 and encodes 909 amino acids. The transcript has 15 exons.
AACGGUAAAAAAAAAGUUGCUAGUUUGUCUGCCAUUGCUGGCGCGUCACGUCGGAGCUGCAGGACUCCGCCGAGCGUCCACGAGUGGAAUAAGCUUGCAGGACGACGUCAGGACGCGACACACGGACGGAGGGUUCACGACGGCGACACAGGAGGGCCAUUCAGAAGAGUCGGGGGUCGAAGGUGAGAAGAGCAGAGGGCAGCAUGAGCGAGCCGGGGCCCCCCGCCUCCACGGGCGUCAGCACCGGGACCGGCGUCUCCUCCAGUGCGGCCGGCUCGUUCACCACAACCACCGCCACCACCACCACCACCACCAUGGCCGCCAACAGUAACAUCUUGACUGCUUCUUCCACCACCACUGCUGCUACCAUCACUAUGACUACUCCCGCUACUACUGCUUUUGUUAGCAGUAGUAUUAGCUGCAGCACCACUCCCACUAGUGCCACCACCACCGCCAGACAGGCAGUACCUCAGAUUUCCGUCUAUAGCGGGAUACCCGACCGGCAAACUGUGCAGGUGAUCCAGCAGGCCUUCCACAGGCAGCCCAACACGGCUGCCCAGUACCUGCAGCAGAUGUACGCCGCCCAGCAGCAACAUCUAAUGCUGCAGACCGCCGCCCUCCAGCAGCAGCACAGCCUCAGCACUGCCCAGCUGCAGAGUCUGGCCGCCGUGCAGCAGGCCAGCAUUGCAGCUGGUCGCCAGAACUCUUCCCAGAACGGCACGUCGACUCAGCAAAGCGGGUCGACUCAGACCACGAUCAACUUGACCACGUCGCCGGGAACGGCUCAGCUGAUCAGCCGGGCGCAGAGCAUCACUUCAACCCCCAGCAGUAUUUCCCAGCAGGCAGUUCUGCUGGGCAGCCCGUCGAGCAGCACCCUGACCGCCAGCCAAGCGCAAAUGUACCUGCGUGCACAGAUGGCCCAGCAGAGUAAUGUUUUCCAGGCCCAGCAGAGUAACCUGGUCCAAGUGGCUCGGAGUUUAGGCCGAGCCGUUCCCUUGUCGCCUCAACUGAUCUUCACUCCCACGGCCACAGUGACUGCCGUGCAGUCGGAGAGUUCCACGCAGGCCUCCUCACAGAAUCAGGUUCAGAAUUUGGCCAUACGUGGCCAGCAGGCGGCGACUACGUCCUCCUGUCAGACGCAGACUCUGCAGGCCCUCAGUCUAAAGCAGACCCCGGUGCCCAUCCAGCCCGCAUCCCUCAUCAAGCACCCGGGCCAGUUGUCUGCAGGAGGCAAGCCCAGCUCCUCCGAGAGUCCAUGUUGUGAGCAAGGGAAGAAGGCGGACGUGACGGAGGCUCGAGCCAUCAACAUGAGCCGCAACGUCACCACGCUCGGCGCGCAGCCUCUCGUUGCCCCAGCCUACACCCAGAUCCAGCCCCACGCCUUGGUCCAGCAACACAAGCAGCAGCAGUUUGUGGUCCACCAGAGCCCAAGUUCCCAAAGGACGGCCGGUCAGCUCCUGCAGACGGCAUCCAUUCAGCCGUCGCAGCACCCGGUGCCCGUGCUGCCCAAGCCGGUGCCGCACCAGCCCUUGACGCCCGGCCAGCAGGCCACCAUUUUCCACUCCACCAUCAGCACCCACGCCGUGCACGCAGCUCCCGCACCCUGCUCCUCGUCCUCCUCCUCUUUGGUCAACGCUCAGCCCGUGCAGCUCACCGCCAUCAACCUGCAAAUACAGCCCACGGCCUCUCGGAUGCUUCAGGACUGUAGAGAAAAGCCAACUUCGCUGGUGGUGAGAGAGACGUGUGCCGCCUCCACCACCCCGCAGCAGCAACAAAAGCCGCCACCGCCACCGCCGCCACUGCCGGCCCCACUGCCGCCACCACCAAAGCAGCAGCAAAGGACGCCGUCGCCGCCCGCCAAGCCUGUCGAGCAGGCCAAGUCCGACCCAACAACGCCGGCUGGUCAGCCUCAAGCAGAACCGGGGACCAAGAGGCCGGCGGCCGCAGCUGGGUCCCCGCCACCAGUUGUGACCUCAGGAAGUGAGAGUGCGCCGGCCGUCGUGCAGCACAAUGGCGAUAACAAGUUGCCGCAGGCGAUCGUCAAGCCUCAGGUCCUUACGCACAUCAUCGAGGGCUUCGUCAUCCAGGAGGGCGCCGAGCCGUUCCCCGUGUGUGUGGAGCGUCUUCCCAUCCUGAUGGACAGCCCCAAGAAGAUGGACAGUCAGCUGUCCUCCGACCCCGACAAAACCCCCGUCAGCAACGCCGCCAACUCUGACUCUGAGGCCGAAGACUUGAACCCCCCAGAACAGGAGCAAGAACCCAAGCUGACAUGUGAAUAUUGUGGCUGGGUGGACUUCGCCUACACCUUCAAGGGCUCCAAGAGGUUCUGUUCCAUGGUCUGUGCCAAGAGGUACAACGUGGGCUGCACCAAGCGUAUCGGGUUGUUCCGUCCAGAGAAGACCAAGGCAACAAGUCGCUGGCGUAGAAGAAGUCAGACUCGGUCCAGCACGGAGGCCAAGAAGCGGAAGAUGUCCCCGUCACCUCUGCAGACUACGGGCGGCUCCGUGUCCUCGCCACAGCCCUCGCAGCCCAGUCAGGAGGAGUCCAGCCCCUGCUCGGACAUGUCCAGCUUCGAGGGACCGCCCUCGCCGCUGUCGGCGGCCAGCUCAGGACCCCCGGCCCCACCGGCCCCACUAGACCCAGCGCCGGUCCCUGUCCAGCGGCGGCCCGCCCGGGCCUCGUCAGAGCAGGACAACACGUCGUGUCAGCCUGUGGUCGCCAACGACCCCGCCAGGUGGAACGUGGAGGAAGUGUACCAGUUCAUCUGUUCACUGCCAGGUUGUCAGGAGAACGCAGAGGAGUUUCGCUCGCAGGAGAUCGACGGCCAAGCUCUGCUGCUGCUGAAGGAAGACCACCUGAUGAGUACCAUGAACAUCAAACUUGGACCUGCACUCAAGAUCUUUGCCAGCAUCAAUUUGCUCAAGGACUCCUAGCAAAUCUGUGUGUGUGUGUGUGUGUGUGUGUGUGUGUGUGUGUGUGUGUGUGUGUGUGUGUGUGUGUGUGUGUGUGUGUGUGUGUGUGUGUGUGUGUGUGUGGGCGUGGGCGUGGGCGUGGGCGUGGGUGGGUGUGGGUGUGGUAUUAACUGCUCAAUGACUUUUGAAGGCAGACUUGUUGAUGGUCCAUCUUUGACAUCAAACUGUUGUUUCAUGUUCUUUCACACCUGGAGAUGACAAGUGUCUUCAAGUGGAGAAAGUUCCAGUAAAAGUGGUUUCCAGAAGAGGGACAAAGAAUAACACCUUGCAAGGGCUUCUUAGAGCAGCACUCCCAUGAAAUAAAGUAUUUCUUAUAAUGUUUUUUUUUUUUUUUUGUACUUUAGUCAGAUGUAGAUGUGGGCAGCAAACAUGGUAAGACUGUUUAUUGACAAACUUUAGUCCUGGAUCUUUUUUCUCCUGCUCUUGGCACUUCCGGUCUUGGUGUUGCCAGAUGUGUCAAGUUGCCAGGUGUGUAAAUAGCAGCAAAACUGGAACCUUGCGCUUAACUUAUCCUUGUUAUUUUAUUACAGAAAGGAUGUUUACUAUUUUGUAAUAUGCAAAUGUAUAAAAAAAACACCUUGACUUGGA